This is a messenger RNA of Fibroporia radiculosa, 882 nucleotides long. RefSeq lists its product as uncharacterized. Gene Ontology annotation, molecular function: cellulase activity. Gene Ontology annotation, biological process: polysaccharide catabolic process. The coding region runs from base 1 to 882 and encodes 293 amino acids. The record is from RefSeq and is a predicted model, not a curated record. The transcript has 9 exons. NCBI's taxonomy places the organism in Eukaryota, Fungi, Basidiomycota, Agaricomycetes, Polyporales, Fibroporiaceae.
AUGUCGCCAACAACAUGCAAGAGCAGGCGAAGCCGGUGUGACCUUUCGGCACCCCAUGCUGCGGGUAUAAAAGCUGCAGCGACACAGCAGGAUCCACAGCGAGCAGGUUUACAACCCCUCACAACCGCAAUGGCUUUCAUCCCUCGUUCUCUUGUCGCUCUCGCUCUGACUGCUCUCGCGGUGGCUCAGACCACCCUGACUGGGCAGUACUCGUGCUACACGGACGGAAACUACGAGCUCUGCAAUGACCAGUGGGGCAUCGACGAGGGCACCGGUAACCAGACGGCCACUUUCAUUGGCCUCGUUGAUGGCGGCGAUGCUGUAUCUUGGUCGACUACCUACACCUGGGCUGACAACGAGAACGACGUGAAGACCUAUGCCAACAUUUUGACUGUGAACGCCUACGGCCAGGCUCUGUCUGACAUCUCUGAGGCAACCACUGCUUGGUCCUGGUACUACGAGUCUCAGUCCAGUGGACUCCGUGCGGACGUUUCGUACGAUAUUUGGACUGGAACUAACGAUGCCACUGCCCCGCCCACGAGCACCACGGACUACGAGAUCAUGAUCUGGCUCUCCGGCCUUGGCGGUAUCCAACCUGUUGGUAGUUCCAUCGUCACCGGCAUCUCUCUCGAGGGCUACGACUGGGACCUCUGGUACGGCCCCAACUCGGGCUGGGACACCUACUCCUUCAUCCCGGCCACCUCUGGUGACAGCAUCACGGACUUCUCGGCUUCGCUGGUCCCCUUCUUCACUUACCUGAGCGACAACGGCUACGUUGCGGAGACUCAAGUGUUGCAAGCCGUGCAAACUGGUACAGAGGCGUUCACUGGAAGCGCUGAGCUCGUAACGAGCAGCUUCAGUCUCACGGUUACCUUCGAUUAG